UUUGCUCCUGGGAUUGGCUGGAGCUGUGGUUCCGCCGAGGCGUGGUAGGAAGUGGUAGCCGUCAAUCACGAGGGAGACUCCAAACAGUGAGCCCGGAGCUGUAGAACAGCGUUUACCGGCGGAGCGGCCGGUCCUAUGAGCAACGCAAUGGCUACGGACUCUCCUCGAAGGCCCAGCCGCUGUACUGCUGGAGUUGUAGUUCGCCCUCAGGCUGUCACGGAGCAGUCCUACAUGGAGAGCGUCGUGACUUUUCUGCAGGAUGUUGUGCCGCAGGCUUACAGCGGGACUCCCCUAACAGAAGAAAAGGAGAAAAUAGUUUGGGUCAGAUUCGAGAAUGCAGAUCUGAACGAUACAUCACGGAAUUUAGAAUUUCAUGAACUGCAUAGCACUGGAAAUGAGCCCCCUCUGCUGGUUAUGAUCGGCUACAGUGAUGGCAUGCAAGUCUGGGGCAUCCCUAUCAGCGGGGAAGCCCAGGAGCUCUUCUCUGUUCGGCACGGCCCAGUCCGAGCAGCUAGGAUCUUGCCUGCUCCACAGUUGGGUGCUCAAAAAUGUGAUAACUUUGCUGAGAAAAGACCUCUUCUUGGUGUUUGUAAGAGCAUUGGAUCUUCGGGCACAACACCACCGUACUGCUGUGUGGACCUGUACUCGCUUCGUACCGGGGAAAUGGUGAAGUCCAUUCAGUUCAAAACGCCCAUUUAUGAUCUCCAUUGCAAUAAGCGGAUCCUCGUCGUAGUCUUGCAGGAGAAAAUCGCUGCCUUUGAUAGCUGUACUUUCACAAAAAAAUUUUUUGUCACAAGCUGUUAUCCUUGUCCUGGGCCAAACAUGAAUCCCAUUGCUCUUGGGAGCCGCUGGCUUGCUUAUGCAGAAAACAAGCUGAUUCGAUGUCAUCAGUCGCGCGGUGGAGCCUGUGGAGACAACAUUCAGUCUUACACCGCCACAGUCAUUAGUGCCGCUAAAACACUGAAGAGCGGCCUGACGAUGGUUGGGAAGGUGGUGACGCAGCUGACAGGCACACUGCCCUCGGGGGUCACAGAAGAUGACGUUGCUGUCCACAGCAACUCCAGGCGGAGCCCCCUGGUGCCGGGCAUCAUCACAGUCAUAGACACCGAGACAGUUGGCGAGGGCCAGGUGCUUGUGAGUGAGGAUUCAGACAGCGAUGGCAUUGUAGCCCACUUCCCUGCCCACGAGAAGCCAGUGUGCUGUAUGGCUUUUAAUACUAGUGGAAUGCUUUUAGUCACAACAGACACUCUUGGCCAUGACUUUCAUGUCUUCCAAAUUCUGACUCAUCCCUGGUCAUCAUCCCAAAGUGCUGUCCAUCACCUGUAUACUCUUCACAGGGGAGAGACCGAAGCCAAAGUUCAGGACAUCUGUUUCAGCCAUGAUUGUCGCUGGGUGGUGGUCAGUACCCUCCGGGGUACUUCCCACGUUUUCCCCAUCAAUCCCUACGGUGGCCAGCCUUGUGUCCGCACACACAUGUCACCACGAGUAGUGAAUCGCAUGAGCCGUUUCCAGAAAAGUGCUGGGCUGGAAGAGAUUGAGCAAGAACUGACAUCUAAGCAAGGCGGCCGCUGUAGUCCCGUUCCAGGCUUAUCCAGCAGUCCUUCCGGCUCCCCACUGCAUGGGAAGCUGAACAGCCAAGACUCUUACAAUAACUUCACCAACAACAAUCCUGGCAACCCCCGACUUUCUCCCUUCCCGAGCCUGAUGGUAGUGACCCCUCUAGCACAAAUCAAGCAGCCAAUGACGUUGGGGACCAUCACCAAACGCACUGGGCCUUAUCUCUUUGGAGCGGGGUGUUUUUCCAUAAAAGCUCCAUGCAAAGUGAAACCACCUCCACAAAUUUCACCGAGCAAAUCAAUGGGUGGCGAGUUUUGCGUGGCUGCAGUGUUCGGGACCUCCAGGUCGUGGUUUGCAAACAACGCAGGUCUGAAACGGGAAAAAGAUCAGUCCAAACAAGUUGUAGUUGAAUCUCUGUACAUCAUCAGCUGCUACGGAACCUUAGUAGAGCACACGAUUGAGCCUCGGCCGCUCAGUACUGCUCCCAAGAUCAGUGACGACACACCGCUGGAGAUGAUGACGUCACCCCGUGCCAGCUGGACACUCGUUAGGACGCCUCAGUGGAACGAGCUGCAGCCACCGUUUAAUGCGAACCACCCUCUGCUCCUCGCGGCAGAAGCUGUGCACUACUACCAGCUCCUGCUUGCUGGCUCGCUUCCCCCUGGAAGUCCCGGCCCCAUUACUCGACAUGGGUCCUAUGACAGCUUAGCCUCUGACCAUAGUGGACAGGAAGAUGAAGAGUGGCUUUCUCAGGUUGAAAUUGUAACACACACUGGACCCCACAGACGCCUGUGGAUGGGUCCCCAGUUCCAGUUUAAAACCAUCCACCCCUCAGGCCAGACCACGGUCAUAUCAUCUAGCUCGUCUGUGCUGCAGUCUCAUGGGCCGAGCGACACACCACAGCCGCUCUUGGAUUUCGAUACAGAUGAUCUAGAUCUCAACAGUCUCAGGAUCCAGCCGGUCCGCUCUGACCCAGUCAGCAUGCCAGGGUCAUCCCGUCCAGUCUCUGAUCGCAGGGGAGUUUCCACGGUGAUUGAUGCUGCCUCCGGUACCUUCGACCGGAGCGUGACCCUGCUGGAGGUGUGUGGGAGCUGGCCUGAGGGCUUUGGCCUGCGACACAUGUCCUCCAUGGAGCACACAGAGGAGGGCCUCCGGGAACGGCUCGCAGAUGCCAUGGCCGAGUCACCAAGCCGCGAUGCUGUAGGAUCUGGAACAGACACAGCCCUUGACGUAGCAGUCAAAAACAGCACCCCCGGGAGACACAUGGCUAUGAAGUGUUUGGGGAAAAAAAAAGGAAAAAAAAAACAAUGCCAACAGCCCAGCGUCCGCGAACAACCCAACAGUAACAAAGCAUGCGUUCGGGAUGGAGGAAGAACUUCAGCGAGAGGGAAGCAUCGAGACUCUGAGUAACAGCUCAGGCUCCACCAGUGGCAGCAUCCCAAGGAACUUUGAUGGCUACCGAUCUCCGCUCCCUACCAACGAGAGCCAGCCGCUCAGCCUCUUCCCCACUGGCUUCCCAUAGGCACCAGCCACCUGCUUCUGACUGGCUGAGGGACAGGGAGAAGCACCCCACCCCACCCUACCUUCUUCCUCCCACCCCACCCCAUCCCCGCACGCCUCUGGUCCUACCCUUCUAAGUCUCUGCUCCUCUUUCAUCAACCCCACCUUCCCUAAGCUUAGCGACGACGGCUGCUCAUCCUCUCUGGACAAAAAGAGACUUCCAGAACUGCUCAGCACACCCUGACCUCAGCCACUCCUGUCAUUGGGGGCUGUGGCUAAGAGACUGCAGAAACUCGGUCCCUUCUCUCUUUGCACAUAAUGUCCCGCAUCGGAUCCGCUUUUGUAUUUUUUAACUGUACCCACAGGGGGACUGGAACAGUGGCCAGAUCGUAGGGCCGGGUGAGGAGGAGUUGAAUGGUCCAGCCAGGUAUUUUGGUGGACAAUGUCAGCCCUAACCCACUUCAGGCUAUGAUGCACACUGCCCCCAGGUAUCCCUGCUCAGUUCCCUCCCAAGACAGGAGCGAACUGAAACCCAGAGUGAUAGGGAAGGAAGAAGGAAAGAGGCUCCCUUUGCCCCUUGCUUCCCUGUUGGCUCAUGGGGAGAAUUUGUCUGUCUUAUCUUUGAGCCCUUGUACCCUGGUCCUGUACUGUUGAGUGAAGGAAACCGUGGUUACUGAGGCCAUAUCAAAAGUGCACGUCUUGUCCAAUAAAUCACGCUGCAAUUGGUGU
Messenger RNA from Microtus oregoni (creeping vole), 3786 nucleotides. RefSeq names its product BCAS3 microtubule associated cell migration factor (gene Bcas3). Gene Ontology annotation, molecular function: protein binding. The record is from RefSeq and is a predicted model, not a curated record. Lineage: Eukaryota; Metazoa; Chordata; Mammalia; Rodentia; Cricetidae. The transcript is spliced from 27 exons. Gene Ontology annotation, biological process: autophagy; response to starvation. Gene Ontology annotation, cellular component: cytoplasm. Bases 136 to 2967 code for a protein of 943 amino acids.